UGUCGAGGCGACCGUAGGGCCGCGGCCGCGGCGGCUGCAUCGUUGAAGGGUCCUGGAGGCAGCUGAAACACCUCGUUGGAGCGACUGUCGCGACAAUGGCACACGAAGGCUCGAGGCAGGCUCGAGACCGUGGGAUGACCCGAUCCAAAGCGGAAAAGGCCCGGCCACCCACCCAGCCAGUGCCACAGGUGGACAUCGUGCCUGGGCGGCUCAAUGAGGCAGAAUGGAUUGCAUUAAUGUCCCUGGAGGAGGGUGAGGACGUAGUGGGUGACAUCUUGGCCGACCUUCUGACUCGAGUCAUGGAGUGUGCCUUCAAAGUUUACCUGACCCAGCAGUGCGUCCCAUUCACCAUUAGCCAGGCCCGAGAGGCCAUGGUGCAGAUCACUGAGUGGCGUUUCCUGGCCCGUGAUGAGGGAGAAUCUGCAGUGGCCGAGGACCCCACGUGGGGCGAGGACGAGGAGCCCCUGACAUGCACCACGGGUGCCUGGGCCCAGGGCUCCGUGCCUGUACUGCACGCACCUGCGCCCGAUGGUGUGGAGGAGCACUUCCAAGGCGAAGAACGUGGGAACCCGGACCACUUCCUUUUAGGUUCAUCGUGGUCAGACAGAGAGUCCCAGGAGCAGACACAAUCUCCAGAGCCUUCUGCCGAGACAGGAGUCUCCUUGGGACCCAUGCCCACCUUGGAGAUAUUUCAGAAAGUUGAGCCUGAAGAUGCUUCAGAAGAACUUGGCGGGCAGGAGGGAAGCCAUACCUUGCCUGCGUCCCAGGAAAAGUCUUUACAAUCUAGUCACAUCUUGGCCGAGCCCUCGAAGGUGCCUUUAGGGCCUAGCCACAUCUUGGCCUUGCCUUGGAAGGAGUCUUUCCAACCUCCACAGGAAGUCGUGCGCAUGGUAGGCAGCCCCCAGGGCUCUGCAGAGAAGGGCUCCCAGCUGUCACUGGAGGUUCUUUACCACAGCGAGCUUAAUCCAGACGCGGCAGGGGAUGCGCUGAAACACAGGAGCAAGGAGAGGCCCCCUGCCUCUGCCUCCUCAAAGGGGUCUGUGUCCCUCCUCAGUGUGCUCACCCCGGAAAUGCUCUCCCGGUCGCCGCAAAGCCGCAGGACGCCCACAGUGCGUCUGGAUCCCGCGCGGCUACCCCGCCACUGGGUGCGUCCUGUGGCCGAGGUCCUGAUGUCAGACCCCGAAUCAAGCCCUUUAGAAAUAUAUCGCGGGCGCCCAAGGGGUGAAAAAACUCAAACUGGGGCCCGAACCUCAGCAUCCAAGUCCCAAACUCUUGACUCCCUCCUGCACCCCAAACUCCCUGUCUCCACCUCAAAGUUGCCUUCCCAGUCUUGUGCUCCAUUCCGUGCACUGGGCUCAGAUCCCACUUUAAACUUGGCUCAAUCCUCACCAGCCUUCGGGUCAAAGUUGCCAUUCCUCAGCCCCGGGUUCCGCUUCCUUGCCGGAAACCCCAUUCCUCCCGAAGUUGCCCGCAGCCCCAGCCCAAAACUAUGGCCCCGAGCUAAGUGGCCUAGUGGCUGGGAGCGGGAGGCGGAGCAGCUGGGAGAGCUGUGGGCGGGCCGGACUCGUGUGCCUCCGCAGGGCCAGGAACCUGUUGAUGACAGUGCUUCGGAGGACUCCGGAUGGCCCCUAGCGGCACCCCAGGUCCUCGAGGCCACGUCCCAGGUGCUGUGGAAGCCGAUGGUUUUUUCAGAAACCAUGAAGCUGGUUCCUGGUGUGAGUAUGUGGAACCGGGGCACUCACGAGCUGCUCAGUCCCGCUGCCACCCAGGAGGAGGCUGAAGGAGGCAACUCCCCUGCGCCUGAGCAGCUACCCAUCCAGACAGGUGUGUCCAAGCCCCAGGUGAUGAUGACACAGCUCAUAAAGAAGGAAACCCCCAAAGCCUGGCUGCUCCCUGCUAAGCCUGUGCCCCACUCUGGCUCCUGAGCCUCCACGCUGGGAACUGAAUCUUGCCCAAAAUAAACGUACUUUGCAGCCGGAACUGACUGUCGAGAUGGUGCUAUUUCUUCCAAGGCU
Molecule: messenger RNA, 2015 nt
Organism: Acomys russatus (golden spiny mouse)
Lineage: Eukaryota; Metazoa; Chordata; Mammalia; Rodentia; Muridae
Gene: C13H2orf81
Product: chromosome 13 C2orf81 homolog
Exons: 4
Coding region: 96-1925 (609 amino acids)
Source: RefSeq, a predicted model, not a curated record